Molecule: messenger RNA, 3238 nt
Organism: Bombus impatiens (common eastern bumble bee)
Lineage: Eukaryota; Metazoa; Arthropoda; Insecta; Hymenoptera; Apidae
Exons: 3
Coding region: 2709-3143 (144 amino acids)
Source: RefSeq, a predicted model, not a curated record
AUUUAACGUGCAAUUAUUCCUGAUCGAGGCUGUAUCAUUAAUUUCUACACGUUUCUAGAUCGUUCUAGGUUCUAACGUUUUUUAAGAGAUAUCGAGCUCGAAGAUAUUGAGGUCUGAUUUGAAACUUUAUUAGGAAUGAAAUCAUGCAAUUUUUUCGUUGCACUUAAUUCCUUGAUAUCGAAUUACCCAGACAAUUAUGCAUUUUUAUAUAUACUCGUUAUUAUUAUUAAUGUACAUAGUUCUUAGACAAUUCAACGAGUUCGAUGACCAUAGUCAUAAUCUAAUCGCACUAAUACAGAACCAAAUACAGCUUCACCAACGGAAGAUACUAAAUUUAUUAAACGAAGUCAAUAAUUAAAUAGAAUACUCUGAAACUAAAGUAAUAAAAAUUGUAAUUGAACAAUUUCCUUUUUCAAAGCCAAACCCCUUCCAUAAAUGUCACAAGUACUUAUAUCAGGCUUCUUGAGUGACCCUACGUUGGCACGACAACAGUUAAGUGGGCAACAGUUUAUUUUUAACGCAAUUUCUAGCACGCUGACUAUCACCGGAGCAAUUAUACCGGGUUAAAGAAAUUCUGUUUAGCUAACGCGUUCUAACGAGAUGAUAGCUGAGUAGACGAAAGGGCAAAAGUUCGUCGCUGACCCGUGUGUUUGCGACUACCGUUUAUCGAUUGCAGCACACGAUUACUUAGCCGAUACGAAACCGUGCACGGUUUAAUCGAUGCGGUAACGAAGUUGUUGGCGACAUGUCUGCGUAAUUGUAAUCGAAUUUUCAUGGCUCCUAAGGGCGGUGCGCAAUAUGCCAUCGCACAGAAACGAGAAACCAACCCCUCGAGGACUCGAUAGCGCUUCGAUAAAUAUCCUUCGUGCUCUGCGUCUAUUUCCCGAGACAAUAGCACGCGAUGAAGCUCUUACCGCAGUUUCAAUGGACUAUGUAUGAUGCACGUUAAUUAAAAUUCUUGUCUGUUUUCAGGAUAUGGCGGCGACUGGCUACUGGUAAUUCAGAAAUUUGAUUCUGUACGCAGGUUAGUCUGAAAAUUGUGAUAUAAUCGAGAAACGAUGGCUGUCACGGUGAUUAUACUCACGUUAUUAAACUUUUUCGAACGAUUAAGAUAAGAUAAAUCUCACGGAUUAAGAAAUUUCCAACAAUGCGAAUGAUUCCGAUUAAUGAUCACAAAAAGGUUAAUACCUUUUGUUAAAUUUUCUUAUCUUAAGUAUAUUUUCCCAUCUUAAGUAUAAUCACAAAAAGGUUAAUACCUUUUGUUAAAUUUUCUUAUCUUAAGUAUAUGAUAAACUAUAUUUUUUUAAUAAAAAUUAUAUGUACUUUUCUCGUUAGUGAAGUACGAAGCAGAAAAAAGUACUAAAGAAAUUUUUAUGAAUAUUCUUCACAUUCGUAAAUACGCAUUGUCGUCGCAACACGCGUUUAAUUUAAUUGUAUGCAUAACUCGAAACGCAAUUAUGUAAAUUCCUUGCCGCUGUCGUUUCAUUCUGCGUGUAAAAAGCGUAAUCAAUUAAAAAUUACAAAAAUUGAUAAAUUAAAUAUACAUUACUGUAUCGUCAUUUUGUUAUUCUCAUUAUGUAUUAUUUAAUGCUUAUAAUUAUGUAUAUUUCACUAUCGUAAACGAAAAAGUUCUCUAAUUCUUUAUGAUACAUUCAAGAGAUCUCCUUUCCUCCCUCUUGUACUUACAUCUUAUCAGAAACUGUAUAUUUUACAUAUUUUUCAACAUCGUAACAAACUUUUCCUACAAAAGUUUCUUUAUGUAUUCCCUGAAGCGUGCAUCCCUGUUAAAGUAAAAUGACAUUUAUCCUUUCUUGUUAUUUUAUAAAAAUAAAUUUCUCAGUUCUUUGUAAAUAUAAAUAAAUAUUAAGAAAUCAAUUUAAAGUUGAAUGUAGAUUAUACAUAUGCAAAUAGAGGAAUCAUAUCAAGUUGCUGCAUAAGUAACUUCUUAUCGAAUGCAAAACCAGAUUCUUAUUGUCUCUGUAGUAGGUACUUGCCUCAAAUACAAUGUCAUCAUGGAAAAGUAUAAUAAACAUAAUUCAAUUAAUCCUGUGCUUGAUAAUGUUCGUCUCAAGGAUCGCGUAAUUACAUACAUAGAGUAAUAGGAAACACUUGUGUGUACCACUCUACAGAUUCGUCCCAAACAGCUAAUUCAGUACAACUGCGACAAUAGUGUGUUACAUAAUAUAAAUACAACAAACCAGGAACUAGCACACCUGCCACUUCCGUUGCUAAAAAGAUUUAAUUUAAUUCUCUAAACAGGUAUCUUCACGAACUAUCGUGCAACGUACAAAUGGAACGCGAUUCAUAGAUCGUUCGUGAGCUUCGUCGCGGCGUGACUUUAUCUGGCUCGCAAAUUCCUGAGAUUACCGCAUAAUCUUCUCGCAACCGGCUAAUUGGAAUAGAUUAAUGGUUCUGUGUGGGAAGUUUGGUGGUCCGACGUGUACACAGGCAAACGCAUUGGAAUAAGAAUGAACCGAAUCUCUAUUGAUUUACCUGGAAACCAAAUCGAUAUCCGUACGAGGCACAGGGGCUCACUUCGUUGCAGAUCGGCCAACUUUCGUCGGAUCAACGGAGAGACCAGUCAGACUCGUCGAAUCGACCAUCGAAAAAUUCUCCAGUUCGAGCUGCGCGUUUAUGGCGAUCAUCACGUUCCCUUCUUUCGACCAUUUAAUUUCAAAUUUUAGCUUUAUCCUGCUUUAUGUAUCACGAUGACUAGCCAGGAAGGAGAGAAAAUCGUGGAUACGGAAAAUGACCUGGAUCAUGAUAAAGAAGAGCUUACGACCGAAACGAAGGAAGAUAUUUCUACAGCGAAACCACGUGCUAGGAGAUAUCUCACGAAACAUAUGAAAUUAUAUCCGGAAUUGUACAGAAGCGAUGUCUCGAUACAUCCAAGUUAUACUACUCUAAAAAAUCUACCUUAUUACGUGGUCUGCCGACGACGUGUACAGAGGACCAAGAAGCAGAUCAAGCGUCAGCUGAACCGCGAUAUCAUGCACUUUGCGAUGAUGCAGUUGUUCGCCAUCGAUAGCGUCAGGAUCGACCGUGUAUUCAGCGUCGGGAUGCCACCGAAGACAUUGAUUGUCCCCGAUUUGCUAACCGUGAACGAAAGACGUCACAUCAACGAGCUUCUUCGUGACACAUAACGAAACAGCAUCUCAUUGUGCUCCCAACUUUCAUUGUGUACGAUAUGUAUCGACAUGUGCGAUCGAAUAAAAUUUCCAUUGAUACAUUGAAUAAA